CUGUAGGCGGCGAAGGCCCAGAGAGGGGAGGCCGAGGCAAUGGAUGUGAAUCAGCCGAAGCAAGAGCAUCUGCUAGCCCUGAAAGGUCCUGUUUUCUUCUGAUCUGUGCAUCACAUGCAAGAAGAGAUUCUUGUAAAUAAGAUGUAUUACGCUUUAGAGUCGAGGAUCCUAAUCAAGAGACUGUUGCUUUUAUUAAGAAUAACUGGAUUCCUACAGUACCAGCAUGGAAGUAGUUUUGCACUAUCGACCAUUUCAGAAUGACCUCACAAAAUUGCAGAAACUUGCAGAAGAAACACUGAAGGAGUUUCCUAUUCGGCAACUACCGAGAUUUGUUCCCUGGUUUCCAAAUGUUUCACACAAACUUCCACUCAAGCCUAAAAGACAACCACCUAUUAUUUCUGGUGAGAAAGCAGAAGAAGUGAAACAACUUGUUGCAGCUUCAGAACCUCUUAUUGGGCGAUAUUAUGACUGCACAGUGGACCUUCUGGAGUUUCAGUCUAAUUUGAAAACUGGUCAAAGUUUAAUUCAGGCACAAACAGUGCAUGCACAAAUUAAUUCAAGCAAUUUGGAAGUACAGUCAGCAAAUGAAAAACCAAAAUUGAGAAGGUCUUGGAGUAUCUCUGUCCCUAGUUCUAAACUUAAAGAAAAAAUUCUUCCUUUAUCUAGAGAACUGCAGAGUAAUUUAGAAAGAAUGAAGCUACAUGCAUUUUAUAGAGCAAAGUGGACAAUUGAGCAAUCUAUUUGUAAUAAUCAAACUCUAGAAGACAUUUGGAUAAAAUUGAACACAAUGAUCAAACACAAUGAAUUGCCGUCUUGCAAUGCUACAAUCCAGAGAUGUGUGGACCAGAUAUGGGUUUUCUGUGACCUAUUAUACAGUGAAUAUGUUGGCAAUCUUCUUAAAGAAAGAUUAAAUCUUACUGGGAGAAUGAACUUGCUUGUACAUAAAUAUGGAAUUAUAUUUAGUUUGUAACUUUAAAACCAAAGGAAAUAGUAAUAUUACUGUCUGGAAUAUUAGGGUUUGUAUCCACAAAAACAAUGAGGAGU
Molecule: messenger RNA, 1044 nt
Organism: Malaclemys terrapin pileata
Lineage: Eukaryota; Metazoa; Chordata; Testudines; Emydidae
Gene: SHLD3
Product: shieldin complex subunit 3
Exons: 2
Coding region: 224-970 (248 amino acids)
Biological process (GO): positive regulation of isotype switching; negative regulation of double-strand break repair via homologous recombination; positive regulation of double-strand break repair via nonhomologous end joining
Source: RefSeq, a predicted model, not a curated record